Molecule: messenger RNA, 684 nt
Organism: Triplophysa dalaica
Lineage: Eukaryota; Metazoa; Chordata; Actinopteri; Cypriniformes; Nemacheilidae
Product: electromotor neuron-associated protein 1-like
Exons: 2
Coding region: 123-470 (115 amino acids)
Biological process (GO): dendrite development; microtubule cytoskeleton organization; regulation of microtubule depolymerization
Cellular component (GO): synapse; neuronal cell body; dendrite
Molecular function (GO): microtubule binding; actin binding
Source: RefSeq, a predicted model, not a curated record
ACACAGCUGUGUGGUCUUUUGACCAAUCCCGCGCAAGUAAAUAGCGCCCACUGUAGAGCGCGCAGAGUUUCACGAGCCCUCCCUAUUAAACUUUGCUGCCGGGGCAGGUGGCAGCAGUUGUCAUGGAGAUAACUGCGGGCCCGGCGUCUGUUCGAGGGGCUGUUUCCAUGGAGAUCCCACCCCGGGGUGCGCUCGCAGCGGUGGAGGAGGACGAGGACCGCGAGCUUCAGCACCACGGCCAGCACCGCCACCGCGGCCCGACCUCCAGACAGGGAAACUUCUACAUGCUGAUCGUGAUCGGAGAGAUCGCGAUAGAGCACCAGCUACAGACCGCCAGACAACAUAUAGAGCGCGGUAUCCGCUCCUGGGACAUCAGUCUAUCAGAAUGUGACCUGGACCAACAAUUGCAGCUGUUCAUAACCAGACAUUCUGCCCAGUUCUCUGCUGAGGUCAGAGGUCAGUCCAGUUAACAGGAUGUCUACUAGUGUUCGGGAAUAAUAAAUCUAUAAAGGAACGCAUUAAUGUCUACCCAACAUGCAAAACAAAUAUUUUCAAUUAAAUGUUGGAGUACAAUCUGUUCCCACACAUAAAUUUCCAGCUCAAGGUUAUGGUGUAGGUUGUUGAUAAGACAAACAAUAUGCAGCCAAUGCACUGGUGAGAGUGUUAUAUCUCUCUCCACGGGGA